ACAAAAAAUUUCAAAAUCAAAACCGAGCAACCAAAAGAAGAUAAACUGUUUUUCCCUUUUCCUUGACAAUUGAGAGAGAUAAAUAACAAUACACCAAAAAAAAAAAAACUAUUUACCUCCUUCCCUUACAACAAGGAACAGGAAAAAUCAGAAAUUAUUCAACCUUCUUUUUUCUAUCCUGUUAAUCCAUUUUCAACAACUCUGUUGAAUUUGUUUGUUCUCCUUCAUGCUUUGAACGAUUUGAUUUUUUUUUAUUAUACGAAAAAAAAUUAUGGCAACAGAGAUUUUGCGGCCGCAGGAUAUAUUAACUCAAUGGUUCAGAGUUUCACCGUCGGUGUGUUAUCGUCGGAGAAACAAUUUUGGAAACGGAAAUGAGUAUAUUAGCUCUAGGUCAUCUUAUGGGAACCGGAAACAGGUGGUUAGAACGGAAAAGGAAAGAUCUGAGAAGAAGAAGGUGAGAAACCAACCUGAGCCGUUGAUGAGGAGGAGAUCUGCGAGUUCCGAUGAUUUGAGACCGACUCUCAACGCCGGUAAGUCUAACGGUGGCGUAGUUAUGGGACAGGUAACGAUUUUGAGGAGAGGCGAGUCUUUGGAUUCGCUGAACUCCGUUUAUGGAACCGGACCGGGUCAACGCGAAAAGGUGCACAAGCAGAUCCGGGUCGGGUUAUCAUCGGCCGACGUCUACGCCGGUUCAGCUUUUUCAAAUUCGCCGUCGCCUAGAGCUCUUCCGUUGCCUUCCUUUUUCAACAAAAAGCAAGAGGAUUUCAAGUCUGAUGACUUCGCCAGUAGAGAUUUGAGGCGCUUGCUCCGGCUGGAACACUAGGAGGAUCCGGUUAUGACGUUCCCUUAAAAUGAUCCGACCCGAUCCGAUCCGAUCCGAAUCGACAAUAAUAGAAUUUUCGGGAUCUUAAUUUCUCCAUGAUAUUUUUUAGACAUGUGGAGAAGAUGAAAAGGUCUGAAAAUUUGAGAAAUUUAGAAAAAGAAUUAUAUCUAUCUUAAAUUUUUUUGUAAAAUAUGAAUUUAUUUUUAUUGAUCAAAGCAAUAUUGGGAGGGUUUUGUUGUAAAAAUAUGGGAAUGGAAUAUUAUAAUAUAUAUGUAUAGUACUAACUACUAUAUAUGAUAAAAUACGGGAAUGGGAAUAAUUAUGGGAGAAAUUAGUAAAGUGGUUGGAGGGGAAGAAGAUGUUGUGCUGCUCUGUUAAUUAACUGACUGAAGAUGAUGUUGAACGAGCAAAUUUUCAGUUUCUUUCUUGUAAAUCGUAAGAUAAUACUUAUCAAUACUACAAAUAUUCAGUGAUCAAGAGUUUAAUAUUGUUUAA
Molecule: messenger RNA, 1318 nt
Organism: Solanum pennellii
Lineage: Eukaryota; Viridiplantae; Streptophyta; Magnoliopsida; Solanales; Solanaceae
Exons: 1
Coding region: 272-823 (183 amino acids)
Source: RefSeq, a predicted model, not a curated record